GUAGGUAGGUAGAUAGGUUAGCGGUGGGUAGGUAGGUAGGUAGGUAGGUAGGGUACGUGGGGUACACCGUGGAACACAUCGAGGCGAGACACGACGCGGCCAGCGAGUGGCACGUCGCGAUCAUGACGCGAUGCAUCCGCGACGGGAGUACCGGCCUGCCACCACCACCACCACCACCACCACCAUCACCACCACCACCACCACCUUCUCCUCCUCGUCGUCGACGAACAGCGCGUCCCCGUGGUCGCCCGACUGUCUGCGUCGCCGUCUGCGACCCGUCCACCUCACGGGCAUGAUCGCCACCCUCACCGGCACCGCGACGGCCCUCCGAGUCUUCGUCGUCCUGCUCGCGCUCAGCCACGCGGUCGUCGCCGGGGAUCUGAAUGAGAACAACACGUUCGUCAUUGGAGUCAAAGGCGACACAGAUUGCCGGCGUCCGGUGGAUCGACUGUCCGCCGUGGAGCAUUUACCAAAGAAUAGAGCGACCAAGCCGUCGCAUUUCACGGGCUGGAGCGAGUGGUCGGUGUGCGACCGGCAUUGUACGCAGAAUCGCGUCAAGAGGUGUCGAUCGAAGAAAGAUUGCGGUACCACCGUGCUUCGGGAGGAGCGCGGCUGCGAGCACAACAGGAAGGGACGACGAAGACGGUGCAAGCAACGCGAACGUCGGGGACAUCGACGAAGGGAAGAGAGAUUUCACGUUGUUCAACAGGUACCACAGGAAGCGGAGCCCAGGCAAGGUAGACGCAGAGGAAAAGAUACCACCAAGGAGCACUCCGGGGGGUAUUAUGGGAAAUGGAGCAAGUGGUCACCCUGCACAAGACUGUGUACCACGCAACGUCACAGAUGGUGCCGAAAGCCCGGUAUCUGCGGUCGCGACGUCAUACGAGAGAGCGCUUACUGCUACGUCGAGGGCAGUUUCUGUCAGAAAUGGAUCCAUCGGAAGAUUCGCGGGAGCCACGAAGAGGACGGUGACGACUCGGUACUGGACGAGUUCGAGCUCAACCCUAAUACCGUAGACAGUUUUGCAUCGGAGAAGAACCCGAACACUUGGAGAUGCGGGCUAACAAGCUCGCAUAAAGCCUCCCGAUUGUCGUAUUUCACCCGAAUCAUCGGCGGUCGGCCGACCACGCCUGGGAGCUGGCCGUGGCAAGUGGCUGUGUUAAAUCGAUUUCGGGAAGCCUUUUGCGGCGGAACAUUGGUCUCUCCCAAAUGGGUAUUGACCGCAGCGCAUUGCAUCAGGAAACGUCUGUACGUGCGCAUCGGGGAGCAUGAUUUAACGGUGGAGGAAGGCACGGAAUUAGAGCUUAGGGUGGACUCUGUGACCAUUCAUCCAGAGUACGAUGCCGAUACCGUUGACAACGAUAUAGCUCUACUUCGUUUACCAGUUACCCUGACCCCGUCUGCGUCGAGGGGAAUCGCGUGUCUGCCUGCGCCGAAGCAACCUUUGCCCACGAGUCAUUUGUGCACCAUUAUCGGCUGGGGCAAGUCCAGCGUGAUGGACGAUUUCGGAACGGAUGUGCUUCACGAAGUCAGAGUUCCGAUAGUGUCUCCCGAAACCUGUCGAGAGGUUUAUGUGGACUACAGAAUCACGGAUAACAUGUUCUGCGCGGGUUAUCGUCGCGGCAAGAUGGACUCAUGCGCAGGCGACAGCGGAGGACCCCUCCUCUGCAGAGAUCCCCGGAAAGCCGAUCAUCCGUGGACGAUUUUUGGUAUCACCAGUUUCGGCGAGGGUUGCGGCAAGCGCGGGAAAUUUGGCAUUUAUGCCAGGUUGCCCAAUUACGUGCGUUGGAUAACGCGAGUGAUGAAGCAAGCGGACGAUUAGGACUUGGGGAACAAGUCACGACAAAUUUCAGUUCUUUCUUCGGUUAAUUUCGGUGGAUUACAUCGAACUUGAAGUACCGAUCGAGAAUCUUUUCUGUACUUUUACAUACAAGUGUACCCGAGUCAACAUUUUUCGACCUACAUCAAACCUGCAAAUUUUGUCCAACUUGAAGGAUGGAGAAUCUCGCGAUAAUACUAUGCAUAUUAUUGAGGCUCCAUGUUGAAGCGCAUAUUUCAGAAUUAUUUAAUAUUCAAUUAUCUCAAUAAUCUACACACACACACACACACACACACUUGCAUUUAACCUGUAUUCCUAAUUUUAAUACGAAUAUUGUAUUAAUAUCAUAAAUUAUUCAGCUGUAAAUAUAGAGAGCACGUGAGAUAACUAAAUAUUAAGUAAUCUAGUAAAGAUUAAGAUGUAUAAAAAUGGAGGUAAAAGAAGGCAACUCUUUGUUUAUUCUUAUAUUCUCUUUUUUCUUCCGACGUUAAAUCUGGAGAAAAUUUAAAACUAAUAACGCCGAUAACGAAGCGAUAACGAAAAAGAGCUGAUAACGAAGAAGCUAAAAAUAAGUUGCAUCACUAAUAAUGGCUUACCGAUAGAGAAAUCUGAAUUGGCAUUCCGUAUAAUAAGAUUGAGGAGAAAUUGAAAAGGAAACAGUACAGGCAGAAAUAUAAAUAAGACUGCAUUCGCGGCCGAACAUGCUUUUACGUGACACGAAUUUUUCCAAAUGUCACGAUAGAGCAACCAAAAAAACUUAGGAUGCUAGAUUCGGAAGCUAAAGAAGGAAGAUAUGGCAUGUCGAGUCGAAGGCAACGAUAUAUCAUAUUUCUAAAUGUAUAAAGUUAGUUGCUACUACGGAUGUUUAUGUUUUUAACGACGAAAUUUGCAGGAUUAACGAGAUAAUACAACCGAAAUUUUAACUUGAUACUUGACCAAGUAAAAUGUAUCGUAUCGUAAAAUCACGCGUAUAAGUCGAGGAUAAGAGAUAGAGCAUAUAAUAAAGAGCGAUAAUAUAAUUUUCGAGUCGUCAAUUUCAAUUUCAAUUUGUUGUACGAAAAUAAGCUAAAAAAAAAAAUAUGCGAGGAUGAUUGAGCUAGAAAUGUGUGAGAUUGUACCGUUUUGUAUGAGAAAUCAAAGAAUGAAGUGUAAUUUUUACAAGAAACUGACGAAGUUU
Messenger RNA from Harpegnathos saltator (Jerdon's jumping ant), 2996 nucleotides. RefSeq names its product coagulation factor X. Gene Ontology annotation, molecular function: serine-type endopeptidase activity. The record is from RefSeq and is a predicted model, not a curated record. The transcript is spliced from 10 exons. NCBI's taxonomy places the organism in Eukaryota, Metazoa, Arthropoda, Insecta, Hymenoptera, Formicidae. Bases 131 to 1822 code for a protein of 563 amino acids. Gene Ontology annotation, biological process: proteolysis.